CUUGCGGGGCGGGGCGCCAGCGCCUGCAGUUCUCCUCUGAAGUGCGGUUUAGAUGCUUAAUUUAUCUGAUACUGAAUCAUGAAGAACAGAAGAACUCACUGGGAGUGGUUCGGAGUGACAUCGUGCAAUAUGCGGUUAGGACACGUUAUGUGCUCUCUUGUUGCCCGUGUGAAGUUAUAAUGCCGCUGCGCACGGACUCUGUUGCUGCGUAUCUCCACGAAGUGUUCAAGAUAAAGUCGGACAGACAGUGAAACUGGAUAUACUGGACAUUUACAGGACAAACCCGCUGUAUAUGAGUGUGAUUGUGUGCUGGAGGAGAGAUGGGAAACGCAGGCAGCAUGGACCAACAAACUGACUCCAGAGGACCGCACAUCCCUCUGAAACUGCCCAUGCCCGACCCGGGGGACAUCGAGGAGAGAUUUGCGCUCGUUCUGAACUCAAUGAACCUGCCUCCAGACAAAGCAAGAUUACUACGGCAGUACGACAACGAGAAGAAGUGGGAACUCAUCUGUGACCAGGAAAGGUUCCAGGUGAAGAAUCCUCCUCACACAUACAUCCACAAGCUGCAGAGUUAUCUUGACCCGGCCGUGACCAAGAAGAAGUUCAGGAGAAGGGUGCAGGAGUCGACGCAGUUCCUGCGAGAGCUGGAAAUCUCAUUACGGACCAAUCACAUUGGGUGGGUGCGUGAGUUUCUGAAUGAGGAGAACAAAGGUUUGGACGUGUUGGUGGAGUAUCUUUCAUUUGCACAGUGCGCUGUCACAUAUGAUGGUGACUGCUCUGAGAACAGCACAGAUAACUCGGUGGAUAAAUCUAAAGCCUGGAGUCGAUCAAUUGAAGAUCUUCAUGGGGGAAACCAUCUCUCUUCAUCUGUUACAGGACACAACAACUCCAGAACCAGCAGACAUUCAACUUUAAGGUGUAAUACAUUGCCCAACAGGAGAACAUUGAAGAACUCCAGAUUAGUGUGUAAGAAAGAUGAUGUUCAUGUGUGCAUCAUGUGCCUACGAGCCAUCAUGAACUACCAGUAUGGCUUCAACAUGGUCAUGUCUCACCCACAUGCUGUGAAUGAAAUUGCACUAAGUCUGAACAAUAAGAAUCCCAGGACUAAAGCUCUGGUCCUUGAGCUGCUGGCUGCCGUGUGUUUGGUUCGAGGAGGUCAUGAGAUUAUUCUGUCUGCCUUUGAUCAUUUUCUAGAGGUUUGUUCAGAAGAUCAGCGCUUUGCGAGACUCAUGGAGCAUUUCAAGAAUGAAGAUAAUAACAUUGACUUCAUGGUUGCUUGUAUGCAGUUCAUAAACAUUGUGGUUCAUUCUGUGGAAGACAUGAAUUUUAGAGUGCACUUACAGUACGACUUCACAAAACUGGGUUUGGAUGAGUAUCUGGACAAACUGAAGCACACAGAGAGCGAUAAACUGCACGUGCAGAUUCAAGCGUAUCUGGAUAACGUGUUUGAUGUCGGAGCUCUGCUAGAAGAUGCAGAGACAAAGAACGCAGCACUGGAGAGAGUGGAGGAGCUCGAGGAGAACAUGUCUCAUCUGACAGAGAAGUUGCAGGACACAGAGAAUGAGGCGAUGGCAAAGAUCGUUGAGCUGGAGAAACAACUCAUGCACAGAAAUAAAGAGUUGGAGUCUAUUCGGGUGGUGUAUAAAGACGCCAACUCUCAGGUGCACACAUUGCAGCGGAUGGUGAAGGAGAAAGAUGAGGCCAUUCAGAAGCAGAGUAACCUGGAGAAGAAGAUCCAUGAGCUGGAGAAACAGGGAACCAUCAAAAUCCAGAAGAAAGUAGACGGGGACAUUGCCAUCCUCACGUCACCCCCGCAGGGAAACGGACAUCUGCUGGGCGCAGAGGGUGUGGUUGAGGUGUCUGGUGCAGGCAUGGUCAGUUCUGGGGGUGUGGCUAACGCGGAGACACACUGCACUCCCAUGCCUGAAACACCCCUGCCCCCUCCCCCUCCUGCGAUGUCUGUGACAGUACUGAACGGUCCAUCUGCUGCUCCACCACCUCCUCCACCACCUCCUCUCCCAGGCCCUGCUGUGGAGAUAUCUGCCUCCCUGCCCCCUCCUCCACCCCCCAUGGCACCUCCUCUUCCUGGCUGUGGAUCUCCCACUGUUAUCAUGAACUCAGGGCUGGCAGCUGUGAAGAUCAAGAAACCCAUUAAGACUAAGUUUCGUAUGCCAGUGUUUAAUUGGGUGGCUCUGAAACCCAAUCAGAUCAACGGCACUGUGUUUAACGAGAUCGAUGAUGAGAGAAUACUGGAGGAUCUGAAUGUGGAUGAGUUUGAGGAGAUGUUUAAGACAAAAGCGCAGGGACCAGCCAUUGACAUCACCUCCAGCAAACAGAAGACUGCUCAGAAAGGACCAAACAAAAUCUCGCUGCUUGACUCAAACAGAGCGAAAAAUCUGGCCAUCACACUGAGGAAAGUGGGCAAGACUUCGGAGGAGAUCUGCAGAGCCAUUCAGGUGUUUGACUUGCGGACAUUGCCGGUGGAUUUUGUGGAGUGUUUGAUGAGGUUCAUUCCGACCGAAGCAGAGGUAAAAGUUCUGCGGCAGUACGAGAAAGAACGCAAGCCACUGGAGAACCUGACAGAUGAAGACCGCUUCAUGAUCCAGUUCAGUAAAGUAGAGCGCCUCAUACAGAAGAUGACCAUCAUGGCAUUUGUGGGGAAUUUCUCAGAGAGUAUUCAGAUGCUCACACCGCAACUUCACGCUGUUAUUGCAGCUUCUGUGUCCAUUAAAUCCUCACAGAAACUCACGAAGAUUCUGGAAAUCAUCUUGGCUCUGGGAAACUACAUGAACAGCAGCAAAAGAGGAGCCGUGUACGGGUUCAAACUUCAGAGUUUAGACCUGUUAUUUGACACCAAAUCAACAGACCGCAAGAUCACUCUUCUGCACUAUAUUGCAAAUGUAGUGAAGGAAAAAUACCAGCAGGUGUCGCUCUUCUAUAAUGAACUGCACUAUGUGGAGAAAGCUGCAGCAGUGUCUCUGGAGAAUGUGUUAUUAGAUGUGAAGGAGCUUCAGAGGGGGAUGGAUCUGUCCAGGAGAGAGUACAGUAUGCACGGACACAACACACUGCUCAAGGAUUUCAUACUGCAGAACGAGAACAAACUAAAAAAACUCCAGGAUGAUGCCAAGAUCGCUCAGGAUGCCUUUGAUGAGGUGGUGAAGUUCUUUGGAGAAAAUUCCAAAACAACGCCACCGUCUGUGUUUUUCCCAGUAUUUGUGCGCUUUGUGAAGGCAUAUAGGCAAGCAGAGGACGAGAAUGAGCAGAGAAAAAGACACGAGCAGAUGAUGAUGGAGAAACUGAUAGAGCAAGAGGCCUUGAUGGAGAUAGAUAAUCAAAAGUCUCCCUCUCAUAAGAAUAAACGGCAGCAGCAGGAGCUGAUCACAGAGCUGAGGAAGAAGCAGGUGAAGGACAGCAGACAUGUGUAUGAGGGGAAAGACGGAGCCAUCGAAGACAUCAUCACAGCCUUAAAGAAGAAUAAUAUUACUAAAUUUCCCAAUGUGCACUCGAGGGUAAGGAACUCUUCCAGUAGUACCCCAGUGGAUGCUACUCAGACCUGAUUUGAGGAGUCAGCCUUACAGGCGUGCUGAUGCCAUCCGGAGGAGCGUUCGAAGGCGAUUUGAUGAUCAGAAUUUGCGGCCGAUCAACGGUGCAGAGAUAGUCAUGUGACGAGGGCAGAGUGGAUGUGAUUGGAUGUGCUGGAGGAACGGAGGAGCUUACUUGCUCCCGAGUGAGAUGAUAAUGGACUUAUGAAGGGCGUAAGACGAUGAUAGCGGGGUCGGAAAGUCAGAGCUACUCUUCACAACAAACCAAGUGCCUACAUUUAACAUCUGUUCCAUCAGCUGUUGAAUCAUGAGUAUUGUUUCGUCAUUGUCUUGUGAUUUUAUUGUACUACAAGCAUUGUCUUCAUCUGCCUUUUAUGGUUUUUGUUCUGGAAAUGGAGAAUUCUCAGUGGAAUAGUUCACCUUUAACUGAAAAUUCGGUCAGCAUUUCCUCUUUUCGUUCCGAAUAUGAUUUUCUUCCAUGGAGAACACAAAAAGAGAAUUUUCAUUUUCGGUUGAACUUUCCCUUUAAGAAAGUUUGAAUGUAAGAUUUUCAACACUUUAUGUAUCAUGAACCUGUACAAUGGCUCUUACAUUACAGUGGCUUUGCCACAUAUCUUGGCUUAGUCAGAAGUUUUAAGCACUUUUUUUUUACAUCUGAACACAAGGGCUAAUAACCUUCCAGAGUAUUACAGUCAUGGUGGGGAUAUCUCAGGGGCCACGAGCCUGAUGUCACUCACUUGGCCACAUAUUGUAAUAGCAGUAAAUAGACUGAACUCUGUCAAGUAAGAAAAGGUAAAAGGAAAGUGUUUUUACCUCUCACUUGGGAAGGCAUAUAUGUAGUCUGUACAUCUAUACGUCUUCUGUGACCAGACGUAAUUAUGUCUGAAAUAAAACACUGAGCAAAUAAAUCUGGCUUUAGGUUAUAGCCCUCGAAUUGUGAAAUUUAAGUGAACAUCAGGUUCAAUACAAUUAAAGCUCAAUCAACAACAUUUGUGGCAUAAUGUUGAUUAGCACAAAAAAUUAUUUCAACUCAUUCCUCCUUUUCUUUAAAUAAAACAAAAAUCGAGGUCACAGUGAGGCACUUACAAUGGAGGUGAAUGGGGCCACGUUUGGGAGGGUUUAAAGGCAGAAAUGUGAAGCUAAUAAUUUAAUAAAAUCACUUGCAUUAAUUCUUCUGUUAAAACUCAUUUAUUAUUUGAGCUGUGAAGUUGUUUAAAUCGUAAUUUCUACAGUUGAUUUAGGAUUUUGACUUUUUUUUUUAAGAAAAGGAGGGACGAGUCGAAUUUAUUUUUUGUGGUAAUCAACAUUAUGCCACAAAUACUGUUGAUUGAGCUUAACUUGUAUUGAACCUGGAAUACUGCUUUAAAACAAAAUACGUUGAGUGGUAAGCGACUGAAUUCGGGGUGGUUCUACGAUGACCUGGACAAAUGAAAAUCACAGAUUUUCACGUUUCUUCGAGUUCUAUUUAAAACAAUGGCAAACACAUUCCAAAAAAAGCAAAAAAAAAAAAAAAAAAGGCUUUUGUAAAUGCACAGAUAUUUAUCUUUUUUUUAACUUUUUAAUCUUCAAUAUUGUAUAUAUUGUUUAAAAAGCUUAAAUUUUAGCAUCCUGUACUACAUCAUUUAAAUAUUUUAACUUAUGUUUUCUCCUUUUCUUUGAUUUUUGUUUAUUUAAUAAAACUGAAAACCUGAAUUUGGGCCAUUUAGACAUGCAGUAUAGAAACAGCACGCUGUCAUGACAGAAUUUUACAUUUACAGUAAAACAUCUCAUCAUAUAGCUGCACAAUUAUAGCAUUUAUAAAAAAAAAUUCUAAUCGUGCGCCAUUCACAAAAAUGGAAUUGAACUGGUGAGUUUUUCUUUUGUUUUUUUUUGUCUCAAAUACAAAAUGAACUGUAUGCAUGUUUGCUUACUGCAGAUCUGUUGCCAUUACUAAGUUAGAUACUUGAUUUCCCAACAUCUGAU
Messenger RNA from Xyrauchen texanus (razorback sucker), 5504 nucleotides. It is a transcript of the gene fmnl2a, whose product is annotated as formin-like 2a. The record is from RefSeq and is a predicted model, not a curated record. Bases 321 to 3557 code for a protein of 1078 amino acids. Gene Ontology annotation, cellular component: cytosol. Gene Ontology annotation, molecular function: actin filament binding; small GTPase binding. NCBI's taxonomy places the organism in Eukaryota, Metazoa, Chordata, Actinopteri, Cypriniformes, Catostomidae. The transcript is spliced from 27 exons. Gene Ontology annotation, biological process: regulation of cell shape; cortical actin cytoskeleton organization; cell migration.